AUGAAGGGUCUCGCUCUCCUCGCUGGCUUGUUGGCCGGGUCGGCCUCAGCCCACAUGCAGAUGUCCAAGCCCUAUCCCAUUCGUAGUCCUCUCAACAAGGACUCCAAUGGCAAGAAGGAUUACUCCUACACCAACCCGCUGCAGUCCUCUGGCAGUGACUACCCUUGCAAGGGCUACGCCAAGGAUGACUUUGAGUCCCAGGCUACCUACAAGCAGGGCCAGAAGUACACCAUGGAGCUCGAGGGCAGUGCUACUCACAAUGGCGGCUCUUGCCAGCUCGCCCUGACCUACGAUCAGGGUGAGACAUUCAAGGUCAUCGAGUCAAUCCUGGGUGAUUGCCCCAUUGCCAAAGAGUACGACUUUACCAUCCCCUCUGAUGCCCCCGACGGCGAGGCACUCCUGGCCUGGACCUGGUUCAACAAGGUCGGCAACCGCGAGAUGUACAUGAACUGUGCCUUCGUCACCGUUGGAGGUGGAUCUAAGGGAAAGCAGGUUCCUGCUCAGACCAGUUACAAGCACAACGGUCAGCAAGCCAACCAUCCCAAUCACCCAAACCACCCUCCCAUGAAGCAGGCUGAGGCCCCCGUGGCUGAGGAGAUGCCCCACGAGGAGAAGCACAAGGAGAUGGUCCAUGAAAACGCUCAGCGUGACGUGUACGGUGCCAUGAAGACUGGCGGUUUCAGCAGCCUUCCCGAGCUCUUCGUUGCCAACAUCGACCAAGCCGGCAAGUGUGUCACCAUCGAGGGUGAGGCCGUGAACUUCCCAAUGCCCGGAGAUAACGUUGAGGGCAAGGCCAGCGGCAAGGGCUACAAGUGCGAAGGCAAGGCUCCUUUCCUCAGCAGUGAUUCCAGCUCCUCCGACUCCUCUAGCUCAAAGGACAGCGACUCGAAGAGCACUACCUCGAAGGACGCUGACUCCAAGACCGAUUCCAAGAGCACUACCUCGAAGGACGCUGACCCCAAGACCGAUUCCAAGAGCACUACCUCGAAGGACGCUGACUCCAAGACCGACUCCAAGAAAUCCAACUCUACCCGCAGCACCACCACUACUGAGACUACCUCUCAGUCCAUGUCCAAGAUCGCUUCUGCCUUCGGCAACCCCUCUGCCGACCCUCGCGUCCUGUCUGGACAGUCCAGUGAUAUGAAGGAGGCUUCGACCAACAACGCUUUCGGUUCCUAUGUUGGUGGCUGGAAGUGCACUUCUGGCGAAAUCCUCUGCGCUCCUGAUGGACAGAGCUGGGCCAUGUGCUCCAACAGCCAGCCCAUCUACAUGGGUCUUGUCGCUGCUGGCACUGUUUGCCGCUUUGGCUCCAUUGUUCGAGCUUAG
This is a messenger RNA of Penicillium cosmopolitanum, 1326 nucleotides long. RefSeq names its product putative extracellular protein. The record is from RefSeq and is a predicted model, not a curated record. Bases 1 to 1326 code for a protein of 441 amino acids. Lineage: Eukaryota; Fungi; Ascomycota; Eurotiomycetes; Eurotiales; Aspergillaceae. The transcript has a single exon.